Molecule: messenger RNA, 3950 nt
Organism: Dendronephthya gigantea
Lineage: Eukaryota; Metazoa; Cnidaria; Anthozoa; Malacalcyonacea; Nephtheidae
Exons: 6
Coding region: 655-2004 (449 amino acids)
Biological process (GO): signal transduction
Molecular function (GO): protein binding
Source: RefSeq, a predicted model, not a curated record
AAGCCUGGUUUCCAUAUGACGCCGACGUCGGCAAAGUAUUAUUGUCGGUGAUUACUGAUGAGUGAAAUCUUUUGUCUUUCUGAAAUCAUUUUCUCCUUGGAUGAUUACAGACAAUGAGUCGGCGACAGGUCGGCGUCAUAUGGAAACCAGGCUUUAGUGUUUCCAGGCUUCCAGUCACAGUGGAGAUGCUUUGGAUUUUGGAAGUUUGUAUAGUUGUACCAAAAGGAAAAGGAAAAUUAGUGAUGUCGGGUUCAUUGUCUUACGACUUCCUUGUAUAAGACAAAAUUCGGAUCUACGUCAACAAUUUCCAGCAAUGCACAGAUAUAUACAGGGUGAUACAGCUCAUGCUGCAAAUAUUUCUAUUCUUGUUAGCCUGCCAAAAUGUGUCUUAGUUUUUUCUUGUUUUGACUACAUCAGCCGAAGAAGGUUAUUUCAAAUGAGUUUUAUAUUGGCCGCAGACAUUUCCUGACCUUUAUAACAACACGAAGAAUCUAGCCAAAAAAUCGUCAUCUGUAAUCAUCGCUUCCUGGAGAUCUCUAACUGUGUGCAUGCUAAACACGGUAACAGACAAAUCAAUUGUUAAGAUAACACAGACGAAUCCUCGGCAGAAUCCUUUUGAUACAUUUCCAAUACUCCUAAUAAUUUGCCUCGAAAAUGGCGACCAUACAAAGAAGAAAUGACAUCAAUUCUUGCGGCGAAAAUUGGUCAGAUUAUGACAGUUACUCCAGUGGCAGUGAUGAUGAUUUGGUGCACGACGAAUCAAGUGUUCCAGCCAGUGCUACCACUGCCCACAACCUUCGUAAUGAAACCAUCAGCCUUGCAAACAAUUCGAAAGUAUUGAGUGAUUUUAGCUACCGUAUCUCUGGCAUCUGGAAACAGGUUGGUCGAAAUUUACAUGUGAAAGAAUGCAUCAUUGAAAAUAUCGAAAACGACUAUUCCUGCGAUGGCACAAGAGAGAGGGCUUAUCAAAUGCUGCUGUGGUGGAGCCGUAGUCGCGGUAGCGACGCUAGAGAAGAGGAUUUGUUAAACGCAAUCGCAUUAUCAGAGAGUCAGAAGACUGACAGCGAGCGAGCCAUGAAGUUGCAAAAGAAAAGCAAGAUGAAACUAGAGAAGAUGGCCUUAAGAACACUGCAAAAUGCUUGGCAUUUUUACCAAGGUCGUGUUCAGGAAGUUGAACGCCUACAAAACGCUGAUUUUCAAGAGCAAGAGGCACAAGAGAUGCAGAGUAAACUACAAAAGAUGGAUAAAGAUAUUAUCCAAGGAAAAUUAGAUUCACUUCAAUUACAAAUUAGCAGUUUACAAGAAAAGAAAUGUUCCGAUACAGAUCAACUAUUUCGAGUGAUUGCGGAUAGAUUGUAUGAAAUAGACAAAACAUUUAAGCAGUUUAACGAUGCACUUGAACUCUUGGAUGAAUUACGAGUUUCUUACUAUUCACAAAUCGAGUGCACUUUUGUUGGCCUCUGUCGUUUUCGACACAUCAGAUAUCCUCGUUUCAGUUCAAGUGUUAAACAUACUGAAAUAUCAAUGAAGCAAAACGAGGAAUUGGAGGAUGACGUAUUUCAGGAAUGGUCAGAUCAAGAACAAGGAGAGCUCAAUGAAUCUACACCAUCUUCCAAGAUGAGGAGAAACACACCGAGCAGAUCCUCUUUAAGUAGUUUGUUUCGCUAUUUAACUCGCGACAAAUCCUCUCAGCGUCGCACCCACCCCCACUUGGGUCAGGAAGAACACACUAAGCGCAAACUCGGCGUCUCGAUUACAGACAUCGAUGAACAAAUUUCGAUGGAAGAAUUUCUGUCAAGGUUUUGUCCUAGAUAUCGACGGGACAGACCAUUUAUCUACAGCCAUUGCUGUAUGAAUCCUCCCCGUCCUUUAUCCUCUAUUGAUCCGAGUAUCCUGCCUAUCCCUCGCUAUCAAUCAACCGAAGCAAUAAUAUCACUAGUUACUAGUCCUUUCAGAAGUCACCCAUCCGGAGGUUUUGUCAACGUGGCCAGCUAUUGGAUAUAAAAUUGAAUUGCCCACCCUAAAAGCAGGGAGGGACGCUGCAGCGUUAUCAUACAAACAUUUCAAUGACUUUUUAAUGCAUUUUUGUUACAUAAUUUAAAGAAUAGUUUGCACAUAGCUUUUAUGGAAAUGAGAAAAGUACUUAUAGAAUGAUAUGGUCAUUCUUUUCUUUUUUGUCGCACUAAUUGCGCGCAGUCCAGAUCAGAAAUUUUUUUUAUCAUUUUUUAAACAUUUAUUUGUUAUUUAUUUUGUCCUUUUUUCAUUUCCAGUCGAGCCUAGCUGAAGGCUUGUUUAAUUGUAACUAGGACUGAAUUAGAACGUCCAAAUCAGCAACAUAUUUUCAGACCACAAAAUAGUGUCUUUCACAAUAAAUCAUCCACAGAGAUACAAAAUAUAUAGACCAAGCCUGAUUCUUAUAUAGACCUAGCCUGAUUCUUCGCUCACGACAGUUGCUCAAUAAACACAGUUGUGGUUCUCGUAGAUCAUUAGUUACCGUAUAAAACUUUUAGUAUUAUCUCAAGAUCUUUUUUGCCGAAAUUCGCUUAAUAUUCCUUCUUGAUGUACGAGCAAGAAUAUAAUCCACUACUCCACUAAAAUAUUCAUGAGCACUGCAUAAAACUCCUUUUUAAGCGCAGCUGCCGUUAUUUGCCAUCGUAUAAGCGAAGAGGUCGCGAUCAUGGAUUUACGGAGAAUAAUUUUGAGCGUUUCAGUUUUGGCAAUCCUAAUCCUGGUAGCUGUACACGACGUCGAGGCGAGAGGAUCUCGUACUUCAAGUCGCGCACGAAGCCGUAAACCCACUUCAAAAAAAUCAUCGAAGUCAGACGGAGCGAAAACAAAGUCAAGGACGGAGCCAAAGGUAAAGACAUUUCAUUCAAGUGUCAAACGCAGCGAUAUUACUACGAAGCAGAAGCCUUUUAAUCAACGAUUCACUAGCGUUGCUGCUAGCGCAGUUAUUAUCCACACUGUUCAGCGAAAUAUAAUUUAUGGCAAACGUUAUCGUCCGUAUUAUGACUCAUCCAAUAUCGAGAUCCCGAAAGAUCGUGCACUCAGGAUGAAAACAGAAAGAUACUACGUGCAAACAAGAAAUGGAAGUCGUUGCGGUAGUAAUGCAUCAAGAUUGGUUCAGUACAAUGAAACAGACAUCUUCAACGUCGCAACAAAGAUUACCUACCUGAGAGCAAAGAAUGUAACUGGCGAUUUGAAGACUAUUCAACCGGUUGAGAUGUCGGAUCCGAAGCGAACGAAUCUGACGGUGUCUGCGGAAGCCCUCGACGAUUAUGUUGUCCACUUCAGGAUCCUCGUAACCUUCAACAAUAGUAUUUUGACAAAUUCACCACCGUCACCUACCACAACUCUAGCUUCGCCAUGGAAUUCAACUAUGCCUAGCCCUAGGAAUACAACCUCAUCUUUGUCGUCCAACAGCACCGCAGAUGAUUUGAAUAAUUGCAAAGUCAUGGUCUACGAAGCCGAAGCCUAUGUUGUGGAGAUCGCCGCCGGCUCAGUCGCGCUUAAAACCAAGGAAAACUUCGUGUUCAUUCUUUCUGCGAUGUUCUUGAGUCUUAUAGCCAUAAACUGAUGAUAUAAAUGUCUUAAAUAAGUACUCGUUUCUGUAGAUAAAGGGAUAUAAAAAUGAAAAAGGCCUUUCAAGACCACCAUGCAGUCUCAUUAGUAAGAGUUCAUUAGAUGAACACAUUAAAUAUACAACGCUUAACAACCUCGCCGGCUGUUUUUUCCUAAUGAAAUUUUGAAACAGCAGAGGUGUAAGUUUCAUUCCUGCUGGAGAUCUCAGUUGGAGUGUUAGAUGUAGUUGCCAAGUUGCAGGUUUGGUGUUUUUACCGCUUGCUCUUGACGUUUGAAGUCUGAUAAUCUUUAAAUGUUUUGCAUGUAGGCUGUAGCUAAUUUUACAUAGAUCUAAAUGACAUUUGUCGUCUUGUCGUGUACUAGAGAGU